Molecule: messenger RNA, 1424 nt
Organism: Ziziphus jujuba (common jujube)
Lineage: Eukaryota; Viridiplantae; Streptophyta; Magnoliopsida; Rosales; Rhamnaceae
Product: 28 kDa ribonucleoprotein, chloroplastic
Exons: 4
Coding region: 116-1123 (335 amino acids)
Cellular component (GO): cytosol
Molecular function (GO): mRNA binding
Source: RefSeq, a predicted model, not a curated record
UUUGGUCCAUUCUAGGCUAAUGUGACGCAAACGAACAGCUCCUCCUCUUCAACUCCUUAUCCUUUCAUUCCACCUCUCUCUCUCUCUCUCUCUCUCUCUCUCUCUCUCUCUCUCCAUGUCAUCUGUAGCUACCCCGCUUUCAAGUGCAUUAUCAAUGGCUGAAAGUUGUUUAGCCUCCGUACCUACCUUCUUCACCCCCAAAAACCAAUACCCAGUUCACUCUUUUCCUUCUAUACCAAUCAAUCUCUCACACCUCUCAUGCUCAUCUUCAAGUUCUUCCCCUUCAUGGGUCACUCUCAAAACCAAGUCUUCACCUUUCAGGAUAGUCCCACUUGUAGCUCAGACUUCAGAUUGGGCCCAACAAGAGGAAGACGGUGAACAAGAAAAGGGAAAUGAAGAAGAAGGGUUUAAUUGGGAAGCUCAAGGGGAGACAGAGGGAGGCUUAGAGGCACGUGUUUCUUCCGAUGAGGGUGAUGGUUGGGGAGGUGAGGUUGAAGAUGGAAAUGAGAGUGCUGGGGAUGGAGAUGGGGUUUCGGUGGGGAGUGAAGUAGAAUUUUAUCCUGAACCACCUGAAGAGGCCAAGCUCUUUGUGGGUAAUUUACCUUAUGAUGUGGAUAGUGAGAAACUUGCUCAGUUCUUUAAUCAAGCUGGAAUUGUUGAAAUUGCUGAGGUAAUUUAUAAUAGAGAAACUGAUCAGAGUAGAGGCUUUGGGUUUGUAACUAUGAGUACUGUUGAAGAAGCUGAGAAAGCUGUGGAGUUGUACAACGGUUAUGAUUUAGAUGGAAGGUUAUUGACAGUAAACAAGGCUGCCCCUAGAGGGUCAAGGCCUGAAAGAACAAGGGCAAAUGAACCUGGUUUCAGAAUCUAUGUUGGUAACCUACCAUGGCAAGUGGACGAUGCUCGGCUGGAGCAGGUGUUCAGUGAACAUGGAAAGGUGGUAAAUGCCAGGGUAGUUUAUGAUCGGGACUCAGGACGUUCCCGGGGUUUUGGCUUUGUUACAAUGUCUAAUGAGACAGAACUGAACGAUGCUAUUGCUGCUCUUGAUGGACAGAGCUUGGAUGGCAGAGCAAUUAGAGUAAAUGUUGCUGAACAACGACCAAGGCGUACUUCAUUUUCAUUUUAAAAAAAGGUUUAUUCUUCCCGGUGAAAAUGAACUCUGCAACAUAGGUGUAUUGGGCCGAGAGAAAAAAUCUGGCAUUCCCAUGCUUUUUUUUUUUUUUUUUUUUGGUUAUUUAUAAUUUAUUUUCCUCUUAUAGUAUGACGACAAAAAUGCUUUAUGUUGAGGGUUUAGAAAUUUCUUGAUAUCAGGUUGUACCAUGCCUUUCUUUUCUCUUGCUUGUCUAUGAGGUUGUUAUAUCCUCCUUUUUUUCUCUUUUGUUAUUGUAUUUAAUCAGUAAUGCAAUAUCUUUUCACAUUUAAUUGCA